Gigantopelta aegis is the source of this 1759-nucleotide messenger RNA. RefSeq names its product actin, adductor muscle. Lineage: Eukaryota; Metazoa; Mollusca; Gastropoda; Neomphalida; Peltospiridae. Bases 109 to 1239 code for a protein of 376 amino acids. The transcript has 2 exons. The record is from RefSeq and is a predicted model, not a curated record.
GUCUACCACUCGCUCCAUCACUGCGCUUCCAACACACCGGCGUAGACUAACCCAUACCAAUAAGUUUUUGUGUUUUUACUGUUGGAUUUUUACUCUUAACACUUCAACAUGUGCGACGACGAGGUUGCUGCUCUUGUCGUAGACAACGGCUCCGGCAUGUGCAAGGCCGGGUUCGCCGGAGACGACGCUCCACGUGCUGUAUUUCCGUCAAUCGUCGGACGCCCAAGACAUCAGGGUGUCAUGGUUGGUAUGGGUCAGAAAGACAGCUACGUUGGAGAUGAAGCCCAGUCCAAGAGAGGUAUUCUCACCCUGAAGUACCCCAUCGAGCACGGCAUCGUCACCAACUGGGACGACAUGGAGAAGAUCUGGCAUCACACCUUCUACAACGAGUUGAGAGUUGCCCCCGAGGAGCACCCAGUCCUGCUCACAGAGGCUCCCCUCAACCCCAAGGCCAACAGGGAGAAGAUGACCCAGAUCAUGUUCGAGACCUUCAACGCUCCCGCCAUGUACGUCGCCAUCCAGGCUGUUCUGUCCCUGUACGCCUCCGGUCGUACCACCGGCAUCGUGCUCGACUCCGGAGACGGCGUCACCCACACCGUCCCCAUCUAUGAGGGUUACGCCCUGCCCCACGCCAUCCUCCGUCUGGACUUGGCUGGCCGAGAUCUGACGGACUACCUCAUGAAGAUCCUCACCGAGCGCGGCUACUCCUUCACGACGACCGCCGAGCGAGAAAUCGUCCGAGACAUCAAGGAGAAGCUCUGCUACGUGGCACUCGACUUCGAGCAGGAGAUGGCCACCGCCGCCUCAUCCUCCUCCCUCGAGAAGAGCUACGAGCUGCCCGACGGUCAGGUCAUCACCAUCGGCAACGAGAGGUUCAGGGAUCCCGAAUCACUGUUCCAGCCAUCCUUCCUGGGUAUGGAGUCCGCCGGCAUCCACGAGACGACGUACAAUUCCAUCAUGAAGUGCGACGUCGACAUCCGUAAGGAUCUGUACGCCAACACCGUCCUGUCCGGAGGCACCACCAUGUUCCCGGGUAUCGCCGACAGGAUGCAGAAGGAGAUCACCUCCCUGGCUCCCAGCACCAUGAAGAUCAAGAUCAUCGCGCCACCAGAGAGGAAGUACUCCGUCUGGAUCGGCGGCUCCAUCCUGGCUUCCCUGUCCACCUUCCAGCAGAUGUGGAUCAGCAAGCAGGAGUACGAUGAGUCCGGCCCAUCCAUCGUGCACCGCAAGUGCUUCUAAGCGACACGCGAUCCUUCUAGGACUGAUACUCUACCUAACUAAAUGUCAUGACAGGCUGUCUGGAUGUUGAGUGCUUGAAUGCCAUAGCAACCGUGACUUUGGGGACAAUUCUUUUGCCCUUGGUCUACAAAAACAAAAAACAAAACAAAAACUUUCGGGACAAAGAUCUAACUAGAAUGGUACCUGUUUCUGGAAUUUUUUUUCUUCUAUAUUUUUUCUUCGCUGUUGUUGUACAGAACGCAAUGACUGUUAAUAUUUUUUGUCUUUCAAAGAAUGGGAUAGAUUGGGAAAUGUUACAAGACAAUCUCAGGACGCUGUCACCUUAAUACCAUUGUAAAUUAUUGUACGGUGCCGGGGGAUUGACAUACACCUCCCCUCGGGGAGUUUCCACUCUUGAAUGAUGUAUAUGUCAUAUUGUGAUUGGGGACAAACCCAUAUUGAAAUACUAUACACUGCCAACCUUUAACUUGUAAAAUACGUAGACCUUCGACCGGCGCAAAUAAAAAAAUGUUUGAAGGGA